AUGGAGCCGCAAAUUAUGGACAACGAUCUGUCUCCUCCCGUUCGUUCGGGGUCGCCUUCCCCCUCCGUGCCUGCCACACCAGCCAUCUCUUCGUAUUCUUCGCCAGAUCGAACCUUCUCCUCCGUCUCAUCCCACUCCGCAUCUUCAGCGACCUCGGCCGAUGCACGGUCUUCGGUCUCGACUUCGUCCCGCCGCCAUGGAUAUAUCCGCGCUUUCGGCGCGGAAUUCGCCGAAUCAGCUCGCCAUCGAGACAGUGUCAUGAGCCUGGGCAGUAUCGCCCAUUUACAAUAUUAUUUUGCGAGGACGGGCCUGCUGGAUGGGAAGUCAGGCCGUGGAAAAGAGUUCAAAAAGAAGAAUAAGGACAAUGUUCCCCGGGUGCUCAUUACGCCUAACGAGCAGCAUAUCGAUGACCUUGUGGACAGUCCGACGGAUAUGUCAGAGUCGGCAGAGGCUGAUUAUUUGGAGGAUGAAGAAGGGGAGGUAAUGCUACCUCCCACAGUUAGCACUUACAGUAUCAAGACACAUCACAUUCCACCUCCGCCAGAUCUGAUCACUCUUCGACGAGAUUUACAAAUGGCAUUGGACAAGGCGGAGGCCAUUAUCGAGGCAAUUGAGAAUGGCGCAGAACCUUCGCCCCGUGAGCCUGUUCGCACCAGUCUUUCUCCGAGUGAUAUCUCGGAGAAUAUGGAAGAUGAUGGAUCGCGGAACGUGCCGACUCCGCAGAACAAGGAGGAAGCCCAAGGAAUGUGCAUUCUAGAUGACGUGACAUUGGCCAUCCGAGCAGCCAAGAUCUAUUACACCACCCAUGAACAUCCGGAGCACUUGGCUUCAAUCAAAAGCGAGCGUGAGAUUCGCAAGGAUCUUUUCCAUGUGCUCGAUGUUCUGAAGCGCUGGGCUGCCAGACACUUUGCCACAGGACUUCGGGAUGAGGAACGCGAUGUGAUCAAGGGAUGGAUUUCCGGUGUUCGCAUCAUGCUUGUUCGCGAGAAGGCAUUGGAAGACCUAGAGGCUCAGGAGCGUGAGAACUGGGACUGGGCCCAGGGGACUGGACCGGACGCGAGCGAGCACGCGAGGAAUCAUUCCUUCGGAUGGACGCCGGUCGAAGACACGCCCAGCGACUCCCUCCCAACAGCAUUUCUCGCACGUUUCAGGGAUGGCCGUAUUCUGGUGCAGUUGCACAACAUUGCCGUGAAAAAGUCCAAGCGUCCGUUUGGCGAGAUCAAGGCAUACCACGCAGACGUUGCGAAACCGUAUCGACAGGCAGAUAACCUCCGUUUCUGGAUCAAAGCCGCUGAAUUGCGAUGGGAGCUUCGACUCAAAGUCGACGUCAUGGAUGUGGUACAUGGUAGUAGCGAAACGGCCUGGGAGCUAUUCGACACAGCCUUAAUGGCCUGGUGCAAGACGGUACGCGAGGAGCUGGUGCGAGACUGGCAAGCAGCCAACCCAGGUCGACCACCGAGUGCCGGUCUGAUCUGA
Penicillium maclennaniae is the source of this 1476-nucleotide messenger RNA. RefSeq lists its product as uncharacterized. The transcript has 2 exons. The record is from RefSeq and is a predicted model, not a curated record. Bases 1 to 1476 code for a protein of 491 amino acids. Lineage: Eukaryota; Fungi; Ascomycota; Eurotiomycetes; Eurotiales; Aspergillaceae.